AUGACGCAAAUCAAAUCGGGCCCUGAUCUGAACCGGAUUCCACUUUUUCACAUAUACCCAAUCGAUAAAACCACAAUGGCCCCUCGCUGCUUCAUCAUCCGCCACGGCGAAACAGAAUGGUCACUCAAUGGCCGACACACCGGUCUGACAGAUCUGCCCUUAACCGCGAACGGCGAGAAGCGCAUCGCAGCAACUGGAAAGGCUCUUGUCGGGAAUGAUAGACUGGUUGUUCCUAAGAAGCUGGUUCAUGUCUUUGUCUCACCCCGCACCCGCGCCCAGCGCACCCUAGAACUCCUCGAGAUCGGCUGCAAGGAACGGUUGCCUUGGAAUGAGCAGCGGAAGCCGGAGGACGAGGAGCCGAUCCGGACUGAGGCUAAGGUCGAGGUUACGGAGGCUAUUCGGGAGUGGGAUUAUGGGGACUAUGAGGGGUUGACGAGUAAGCAGAUCCGUGAGCUGCGGGCUGAGAAGGGGGAAGGACCGUGGAAUAUUUGGACUGAUGGGUGUCCCGGUGGAGAAUCCCCCGAAGACGUCGUCCGUCGCCUCGACGCUCUGAUCGAUGAAAUCAGGAACAAAUACCAGCGUCCCUGCUUCGAGAACCCGGAUGAAUCCAAGGGUGAUGUCUUGGUCGUUGCGCACGGCCACAUUUUGCGUGCUUUUGCCAUGCGUUGGACUGGCAAGCCGUUGACGGAGACGUCAUUGAUUCUUGAGGCUGGUGGUAUUGGUACACUCAGUUAUGAACACCAUAGCAUUGACGAGCCAGCCAUCAUUCUCGGUGGUCAAUUCGUGGUGGAGUAA
Messenger RNA from Penicillium bovifimosum, 795 nucleotides. RefSeq names its product histidine phosphatase family protein. The transcript is spliced from 5 exons. Gene Ontology annotation, biological process: ribose phosphate biosynthetic process. The record is from RefSeq and is a predicted model, not a curated record. Bases 1 to 795 code for a protein of 264 amino acids. Lineage: Eukaryota; Fungi; Ascomycota; Eurotiomycetes; Eurotiales; Aspergillaceae. Gene Ontology annotation, molecular function: sedoheptulose-bisphosphatase activity.